AUGUCAAUUAGGAGUCUGAGAUGUAACACCUGCAUAUACAGUCAACAGUCAAAGUGUAUGCAAGGUGAAGGCUCUUGCGUUGCGAAAGAUGAUGAAGCAUGUGCAACCAUAUACUACUACAAGAGAAACAAACAUCUGUACUCAACACACAUGUGUAAAUAUAAGUGCAAAGAAGAACAAGGCAAAAAAAAAGACUUGAUGAGGGUGACAAUGUGCUGCUACAAAAACUUAUGUAACAUUGCCUAGAAGGAGGACAGGAUUUUGAAGUGGAUCAUCUUCUCUUCAAGACACACAAUCAAAUAUCAAUCAAGAUAAGCAACUUUCCUUCCUAUAGCAAAAUUCUACAUUGGCUUCAGAGUCCUGAGAGAGCAACAGAGGCUAUGCCUUUAUUGCAAUGGAAGGGCUCCCCUUCAUCACCAUUAGAUGCUUACAAUCAUGAGCAUUACAAAAAGAUUCCUUCAUGAGCUACA
This is a messenger RNA of Chinchilla lanigera (long-tailed chinchilla), 470 nucleotides long. RefSeq names its product prostate and testis expressed 4 (gene Pate4). The transcript is spliced from 3 exons. The coding region runs from base 1 to 246 and encodes 81 amino acids. Lineage: Eukaryota; Metazoa; Chordata; Mammalia; Rodentia; Chinchillidae. The record is from RefSeq and is a predicted model, not a curated record.